GUAAACAAAUAUUUGACAGCAGCAGCGCUGGGCUUUCUCUGUGAUGUGUUUGCAGUGUGAGACGGUGAACUACAGGAGUAGUCUCGGCUCUUUAGUACCCAGUUUGACGGUCUGCGUGCGUCCUCGGAGAGAAAGAGCUGCUGUAAUUGGUUUCUCAAUGAAGGAUCAUCAGCAGCUCCCCGGAGGCUCGGUGGACUGUAGCGAAGCGCUGCUCGAUCAACCGUCGGCUCCCCGGCUUUAAACACCGCUUUGCUCCUUUCUUCUGCAAUAUACACACGUGGACAGAGGAUUCUCGGAGCAUCAUCUUACUGCGCGUCUUUAGAGGGGGAUUUGUGUUUGUUUUCACAACCUGUGCGCGUGCUGGGAGUUCAUUGUUUUUGUCCGUAUCGCGGAGAAUCGCGGCAAAGUUUAACGCCGAUUUAAACAUGAGUGACCUGGAGGACGACUUUGCCAAGAUCCUACUUCUAAAGGAGGAGAGGAUACGGGACUUGGAGAGGCGUCUGGCGGACAGGGAAGACGAGAUCCAAGAACUCAAGAGAAAAUUACACAAAUGUCAGUCUGUUUUGCCCAGCGCUCAACUUAUUGGACCGAGGACCCGCAGGGCACAGGGCAUCUCCGCGGAGCCUCAGACACACCAGGACCUGGCAAGGCAGGCGUUUCGGAAAUAUGCCAAGUCCGACUGGUCCAAGGAUCUGAUCAAGGAGGCCAUCUUGGACAAUGACUUCAUGAAGAACCUGGAGCUGUCGCAGAUCCAAGAGAUCGUGGACUGCAUGUACCCUGUGGAGUAUGGAAAGGACAGCUGUAUCAUUAAGGAAGGCGAUGUGGGCUCACUGGUUUAUGUCAUGGAAGAUGGGAAGGUGGAGGUGACGAAGGAGAGCCUGAAGCUCUGCACCAUGGGGCCAGGAAAGGUGUUUGGAGAGCUGGCUAUUCUCUACAACUGCACCAGGACUGCCACUGUCAAGACUCUAACAAAUGUGAAGCUGUGGGCCAUUGACCGACAAUGUUUUCAGACGAUCAUGAUGAGGACAGGUCUCAUCAAGCACACAGAGUAUAUGGAGUUUCUGAAAAGCGUUCCCACAUUCCACGACCUGCAGGAAGAUAUUCUGAGCAAGCUUGCCGAUGUCCUUGAGGAGACACAUUAUGGAGAUGGAGAGUACAUCAUCAGACAGGGGGCUAGAGGAGACACCUUCUUCAUCAUCAGUAAGGGAAAGGUUAAUGUGACCAGGGAAGACUUGCCCAACGGAGAGCCUGUCUACUUGCGCAGCCUCGGAAAAGGGGACUGGUUUGGAGAGAAAGCACUGCAAGGGGAGGACAUCAGGACGGCCAACGUCAUUGCAGCAGAUGCAGUCACCUGUCUAGUCAUCGAUAGAGAUUCAUUCAAGCACCUGAUUGGAGGUUUGGAGGAUGUGUCCAGUAAAGGCCAUGAGGAUGCUGAUGCCAAAGCCAAGUAUGAAGCAGAGAAUGCGUUUUUCUUUAAUCUCAACCUGGCUGACUUUAACAUCAUCGACACUCUGGGAGUUGGUGGCUUUGGUCGUGUUGAGCUGGUUCAGCUCAAGAGCGAUGAGAACAAAACCUUUGCCAUGAAGAUCCUGAAGAAGCGACACAUUGUCGACACAAGACAGCAGGAGCACAUUCGUUCAGAGAAACUCAUUAUGCAGGAGGCCCACUCUGACUUCAUUGUUAGACUCUAUAGAACAUUCAAGGACAGCAAGUACCUCUACAUGUUGAUGGAGGCUUGUUUAGGAGGAGAGCUGUGGACCAUUCUUCGCGACCGGGGUUCAUUUGAGGACUCAACCACCAGGUUUUACACAGCGUGUGUGGUGGAGGCCUUCGCCUACCUGCAUUCCAAAGGAAUCAUCUACAGAGACCUCAAACCAGAGAACCUUAUAUUGGACCACAGGGGUUAUGCCAAACUGGUUGACUUUGGCUUUGCCAAGAAGAUCGGGUUUGGGAAGAAGACGUGGACCUUCUGCGGGACGCCGGAGUAUGUAGCACCAGAGAUCAUUCUGAACAAGGGCCACGACAUCUCAGCCGACUACUGGUCUCUAGGAAUCCUCAUGUUUGAGCUCUUAACUGGCAGCCCUCCAUUCUCUGGCCCUGAUCCUAUGAAAACCUACAACAUCAUCCUGAGAGGCAUUGACAUGAUCGAAUUUCCAAAGAAAAUUACCAAAAAUGCUGCCAACCUAAUUAAAAAGCUAUGCAGGGAUAAUCCUUCUGAACGACUGGGAAACUUGAAAAAUGGUGUCAAAGACAUCCAAAAGCACAAAUGGUUUGAGGGCUUUAACUGGGAGGGCUUGAAGAAGGGGACAUUGACGCCUCCUAUUAUCCCUAAUGUUACAUCAGCAGUCGACACGAGUAACUUCGACAGCUUCCCUGAGGACAACGAGGACCCGCCUCCUGAUGACAACUCCGGCUGGGACGUUGAUUUCUGAAGUCCUCCUCUCAACUUAAAACCAAAAGAAACUCUUCUUUUGUUGGCAUGGAGGCCAUCUUGAGGACAUGGCUGUGUUGUUAAAAAAAAAAAAAAAAAA
Molecule: messenger RNA, 2531 nt
Organism: Perca flavescens (yellow perch)
Lineage: Eukaryota; Metazoa; Chordata; Actinopteri; Perciformes; Percidae
Product: cGMP-dependent protein kinase 1
Exons: 18
Coding region: 426-2432 (668 amino acids)
Biological process (GO): protein phosphorylation
Molecular function (GO): ATP binding; cGMP-dependent protein kinase activity
Source: RefSeq, a predicted model, not a curated record